Aspergillus terreus NIH2624 is the source of this 1980-nucleotide messenger RNA. Its product is annotated as amidase. Gene Ontology annotation, molecular function: catalytic activity. The record is from RefSeq and is a predicted model, not a curated record. Lineage: Eukaryota; Fungi; Ascomycota; Eurotiomycetes; Eurotiales; Aspergillaceae. The transcript has a single exon. The coding region runs from base 1 to 1980 and encodes 659 amino acids.
AUGGGUCCUCGCAGCAAUACCGACGAGCUGCGCUUCUUCCACUACCCGGAAGUCCGUGAGGGACCCUCCGUCCCUUACAAGAACGAGGAUCAAUCGAUCCCCGUCCUCCGCGGCGCUCCGCUCGCCAUCGGCGCAUCACUGUACGCAUGCCUGCAUUCAUUCAUUCCGUCUCCGCGUAAUCCCAGCCAGCAUCACACUAACGCGUCCCGCAGAAUCCACAACGUCGGUUUCAUCCAGAGCUUCUUCUGGCGCAACGCCGGCUUCGACGUCAUCCGCAACAUCCCCCACCUCCACGAAUACACCGCCCGCUACGAUCCCACUGUCAUCCCCGUCGUGCCGGACACCGUCACCGCGGAUGCGCUCCCCGCGCCCACGCAGAGACGCGCCGGCCCGACGGCCUACUACACUUCCGCCGACUACCACGCGCUCUACAAGGCCGGCUCCCUGUCCCCCGUGGCGGUCGUCGAGGCCCUCCUGCCGCUGAUCCGCCGCGACGCCACGCCGGCCGGCGCGCACUCGGUCGCGUUCCUGGAAAGCAAUGUGGCCAGGGUGCGCGCCGCGGCGGAGGCGUCUGCGCAGCGGUACCGGGACGGCACGCCGCUGGGCCCGCUGGACGGGGUGCCCGUUGCCGUGAAGGACGAGCUGAACAUGGAGGGCUACAAGCGCACGCUGGGGAGUAAGCUGGAUUUCACCAACGGCGUGGAGGGCACGUCGUGGUGUGUGAAGAAGUGGGAGGAGGCGGGCGCGAUUGUCGUCGGCAAGACGACGAUGCAUGAGCUCGGACUGGGUGAGUCGCGCUCCAAGGAAGAUAGACGCAGCACCAGCCCUCAGAACCAUCUCUAUCUGGGAAACGAAACUGACCCAGCAGAUACCAACAACAACAACCCCAACUACGGCACGCCGCGCAACCCGCACAACGAGAAGUACUACUGCGGCGGCUCGUCGGGCGGGUCGGGCUACGCCGUCGCCGCAGGGCUGGUGCCCAUCGCGCUCGGCGCGGACGGCGGCGGCUCAAUCCGCAUCCCGUCGUCGUUCUGCGGCAUCUGGGGGCUGAAACCGUCGCAUGGUCGCGUCAGUGGCACGCCCACGGUCUCGCUCGCGACGACCGUCGGGGUGAACGGGCCGAUGGCCGCGAGCAUCGACGACCUGGCGCUGGCGUACCGAGUGAUGGCGGCGCCGGCGCCCGCCGCGGACGACCCGAUGUCGGCCGCGUUCCCGUCGCCGCUGCGCACGCUGGCGGUGCCUGCGGACCGGCCAAAGAUGAUUGGCAUCAUACCGGAGUGGAUCGACCGUGCCGAGCCUGAGGUGCGGCGCGUGUUCGACGCCACGCUGGACUUCUACCGUAAACAAGGCUAUACGGUGGUGGAGAUCGCUAUCCCGUAUCUGCCCGAGGGCCAGCGCGCGCACGUCCUCACCAUUAUGACCGAGAUCGCGUCGGCGCUGUCGCCGCGCCAGAUCCGCAGCCUCACUGCCCCCAACAAGGUGCUCGUCUCCAUGGGCAUGUGGCAGAUCACCGGCCAGGAUGUCCUUGCCGCCCAGCGCCUGCGCAACCUCCUCAUGGCUCAUCUCGCCCAUCUCUUCCAGAAAUACCCCGGCCUGCUGAUCUUCUCACCCACCACGCCCAUUGCCGGCUGGAAGAUCGACGGCGGUGAGGCCGACCUGUCGCGCGGCUUGUCCGACGGCAAGGCCUCUGUGCGCAACAUGGAGUAUGUGUGGCUGGCCAAUUUCACCGGAUGUCCCGCUAUCAACUGUCCCGCGGGAUACUCUAAUGCCGGUGUUCCUAUCGGUGUGAUGGCCAUGGGCGAAUGGGGCACUGAAGAGGAACUCAUCGCCUUUGCCAGAGACGGGGAGGCGAUUCUGGAUCUCCCGGAGAAUCAGCCCCAUACCAAGGACGAUUCCUCGGAGCAGUCAUCUGGAUUGAGAGUUCCCCAUGGGAACAGCUCCCGCUGGGAGGAUGUCAUUGCAACGGCGACGCAGUAG